AACUGGUAACUGAAAUUGUGUCACAUCACAAGGAGCUAUCAGGUCCGGAGCAGCACGCUUUCUCCAAAAUAACUUCAAAACAAGCAAGGUUCUCAUAAAGCACGUCAGAUAAAGGAUUUUAUUCUUUCCAAGGAUAUUUUCUCCCCACCUUCACGUAAACUGUCCGAGUCGGAGCUCGCUUUUCAUGGCCUUUGACCUCUGGAGGAGGAUGCUCCUAAAGGAGUAAUUCAAGCUUCUGUUUGUUGAUGUGAUGAAUCUUCACUUCUUAAGCGGAUGAAAUGCCUUGAAGCUUGCACCGCCUUACCAUGGCAGGUUUUCUCUCCGCUGUGGGUUUGGCGGUGAUGCUCCAGGCUCUGGUGCGUGACCAGUGUGCAGCGUUUCUGGGGAUAACAGUGUUGGUAACGCUGAUCUCUGCUGGCUCACCUCUUCCAGACGAGUCUCUGUUGGACUCACACACCUCCCCUGUCGAAGUUCUUGGAGUGGUUCCAAAGACAACAAGAUCAUCACCGUCCACCUUACCAGACUCGCAUUAUACUGCCUUUAAGAAUCCGGAGUCACUCAGUGCCCUGCUCUCCAUCCCUGAACCAGUUUCCAAAGCAAGAACUGCUGACAGCGAGAUUUUUAAAUCAGGGCAUGAUGCUUCUGAAAACUCUAAAUCUGUAGUGCCAAGGAAUGUCUAUGCAGAGGAGACAGGCAUUCGAACAACUCCACCAUUAAGCCCCACUGGACUUCCCCAGGGAUUUGAGGCAUCAGCUACAAGCUCCACUGAAAAGAGGGGGGUUAGGACUAAUCCUCACAAACAGGAAUAUAAUUUUUCUCUAUAUUCCAAGCGAUGGAAGCAACUACCCCAGUCUGAUGCGUCUCUGACAACCUUAAAUCCUUCUGCUUUGAGAAAAUCAACAUUUCAUCAAGGUCUUGAUCAUGAAGAAGAAACAACUUCAAGCCUGGUGCAGAAUGGGACAUUAAAACAACUGCAGUCAGUCGUGACCUCAGUGGCCAACCCACCUAUUGAACCUCCCGAACUAGCUUUGUCUGAGUCUGAAAGUCAAAAGGUUGCUUCAAGCCGCCAGAUAGUGCAGAACAAAUCUGAACGGAACAUGAACACACUACCUAGCUUAGACGAGAUCAUGGCUCCUGGCUACCAUGUGCCUUUCAUCACCCCCCAAUCCUCGUUGGUUUUUUCUGACCCUAACCAGGUGCCUUCAGAGGACUUCUACCCUACCAACACCAUGAAUGUGGACUGGGGUUCUGGAGACUACUUGGAAACAAUGUCCUUCUUCAACACGGAUAAUGAUGAUUACUCUCUGGUUACUAGAGUUCUCUCAGACCCAUACGAUAUGGAGGACGACACGGAAAUGUACGACACAUCCUUUCCUUCCAGAGUGGGCAUAUCGCCUUCCUCCAGGCACCCUGGUUAUGUCUCAUCUUCUUCCAGCCUCAUGACGCCACACCUUACCGUUCCUCCACAUCAAUCCAUUUAUCCAUCCUCCCUUUCUACAAAGGUUUCCAAUUUACUGCAGCCGACUGAUGUAGCUGGAACAGAUGCACCUGACGUAUCAGACAUUGACUGGGGAGAUGCCUUCACAAUUCGACCAACAGAUGUCCUCUUGCCUGACAUGAACAGCUUAGAGUAUUACACCACUCAGCUGACGAAGGACAGCAAUGCUUCAGAAACUGGAGCAGAGUACAGGCAGAAUGUCACUGAGAUAUCCCUCAAUGCUACAGUGGCUCCACCCUCCACAGACGUCAUCACUGAUGGUAAUCUGACAGAGGGUGAGUCCUCCAGCGAUCUGUCAGGGUUUGGGCCUCAUUAUGAAUCAACUACAAUAGUUACCACAGAGAUUACUCCCCAGCUGAGCAAUGCUUCUGAGUCUUUUCUUGAUCCUUCCAUCAUCCCAACCUACGUCUUAGAUCCCUCUUCUUCUGUAUGGGGUGGUCCAGUUUCCACCACAGGCUGGUUUACACAUACGCUCACCAUAGAUAUUGAUUCUGCUUUAGCAGAAGUUUUACAUCCAAGUGCAACAUCUCUGCUACCAGAAGAUUUAGCGUUGUCUUCUUCUCUGACAGAUGUCCAUUGGUUUGUUACAGAAUCAUUCGAUGACGGCCCUACACUCAUUACUCCCAUCAUAACUGCAACUGUAGCCUUCUCUCCUGAACCCCCUGAAAACACCACUGCCAUUGCAACUGACCUAAUGUCCCAAGACUCAUUUGCAACUGAACAAACCAGCGAUAUGACUCUAGUUUCAAAUGAAUCCAUGUCUUACAAUGUUACUCUGGUUCCUCCGGUUAUGUUUGGUGAUCAGAGCGUGAUGGAGGAAGACGGAGCGGAUAACCUAACCACAGUGGUCACAAACCCAACGAGCAGUGAAAUUAUUACUGCUGCGGCAAUCACAAAUCCAGCUGCCACAAAUACCCCUCAUCAGGCAACAACCGGAUCUUCUGCCACCGCUGAAACCUCAACUAGUGUUAGCAUCACCACUACUACCAGCAAAACAACCACAGCUCCAUCAACUACAUCAAGACAGUACCUCUGCAAUGUUGACCACCCUGCUUAUUUAACCAAGACUGGUUUCCCGUCUGGGGUGACUGUUGGAUUUGCCAAAUCUCAAGUGAGAGACAUUCUGAAAGUGGAAUUUAACAAGUCAGUGGAGCUGCAGGUUGUUAGCCCUCCUCCACAGUUCGUCUUCCGGGUGGUGUCAGGUCCAGUUGUGUACACAGCCAUAUCUGUCAUCAACGCUUUGCGAAGGUCCGCCCGGCGCUUCCUGUAUGUGUCCCCUAACCAAACGACACCGGACCAGAAGUACCAAGUCCACACAGUGUUGCAGUUUAUCCCGGGUCAUGUUGACAUGCGAUACUGCAGCUUCUUUGAGAGCGUGGAGAAAGGUUUGAUCAUGGCUUUUGCAGAAGUAUGGCGUCGGUCGAAGGAAUCAACCAACUUCACCAUCCAUAUUCUAAACAUCACUACGGCUACAAACAGAUAUGGGGAAAAACAGCUGACGAGGCAACCAGUAGACAUCACCUUCACUGUCAGUGGUUCUCGGGGUUAUCUUAUGGGGUCGAAGGUCAGCAACGCACUAAUGAAGCUCACAAUGGUAGAGUUUAGCUACUACAUUGGUUUCCCUGUGCUGCAGAUUGCAGAGCCUUUCCAUUAUCCAGAGCUGAACACCAGUCAGCUUCUUCGCUCCUCCUGGGUUAGAACAGUUCUCCUGGGUGUUCUGGACAAGAAAAUGAGCGAACGGACCUUUCAAGCCAACAUGGAGCGCAGAGUGGCCUUGUUGCUCGGGGAAGCAAUGGGACAAGUCAGACGAGUCAAAAGAGCAACCACUGUUGGCAACAGCAGCGUACAGGUUUUGAGUGUGAGUCGGCUGGAGGGUGCCGACAAUCCAGCAGAGAUGGUGUAUUUUGUGGAGGGUCAUAAUGGUCAGAGGAUGCCUGCUGUCCAAACCGCCAACCUGCUGAACAGCCUGGAUGUUCAAAGGGCCGCCAUUAUCCUGGGCUACCGUGUGCAGGGCGUUCUGGCUCAGCCUGUAGAGAAACUGGCGUCCUCCCCCUCCGACUCAGAGAACAGCAACAUGUGGAUCGUCAUCGGCGUGGUGGUUCCGCUGCUCGUCGUCGUCAUCAUCAUCUCCAUCCUCUACUGGAAGCUCUGCCGGACCGACAAGCUGGAGUUCCAGCCGGACGCCAUGACAACCAUCCAGCAGAGGCAGAAGCUACAGGCUCCCAGUGUGAAAGGCUUUGAUUUUGCCAAACUCCAUCUUGGCCAGCAGAGUAAAGAUGAUGUCAUGGUGAUCCAGGAGCCCGCCCUGCCAGGCUCUGGCUCUGCUCCUCUCGCUCAGUCCAUUAAAGAUGGCUUCAGUCCAUCUGAGAACGGCGAGGUCCCAACGCCCAAAUCCAAAACCUCCGCCUCCUCCACCAAGGCGUCCCGCGGCGGCCGGAGGCGAGAAAGGAUCUCCCCAUCAGACGGUGACUCAGUGGUGAGUGACCACUCCAGUGAACGGGAACCCACUGAGGAGAACCCGAGAGCCCACGCCACGCCCAGCGACAGCAAGCAGACCCGCAAGAAUAGAAUUGGUCCACCACCUAUGAAUGGUGCUGCAAAUGAGCAGCUGUCGUCAGCCUCCAUCUUUGAACAUGUCGACCGGAUGUCUCGCGCCACAGAUGCGAGCCGCAGACUUCCCAACAAAGUCCAGCUCAUCGCCAUGCAGCCAAUGCCUGUCCCACCACUGCACAGCCAACCCGUCAACGGCAAACCGUCUGAUCCCAACCAAAUGAACAAGGAGAUCCAGGCAGCGUUGAGGCACAAGUCAGAGAUUGAACAUCAUCGUAACAAGAUUCGCCUGCGCGCCAAGAGGAAAGGUCAUUAUGAUUUCCCUGCAAUGGACGACAUGGUCGGCAGCCUCAGCGACACAAAGGAGCAGGAUCGCAUCUACCAGAAGGCACAGACUCAAAUCGAUAAGAUUCUGGAUCCAGAUAAUCCCGUUCCCGCCGUCUUUAUGGAUUCCAAGAAAAGCGGUCGUGGGCGGCGCUCUCCAAAGCAGAGAUUGAAGGAUCAGCUGAAUGGAGGCCUGAUAGAAGCAGAUAAAGACCACCUCAUCACUGAAGACAGCGACGCCGUUUAUAGGAAGUGCCCUGGGGUCAACAACGUGGCCUACGUGUCGGAUCCGGACCAAGGCCCCGGUUCCCCUCAGAGGAGCCCCUCCCCCACCGAUGAUGUCUUCCUCGGCCCAGCUUCCUCCCCUCCGGGCCACGCCCCGCCCCCGCCCCCCUACCUGCCCCCACAGCCCUCCAUUGAGGAGGCGCGGCAGCAGAUGCACUCGCUGCUGGACGACGCCUUCGCUCUGGUGUCACCCACCUCUCAGAGCAGCACGGCGGGCAUCACUCUGCCCGGGGUCAACAGCAACCCCCAGGGCUGCAGCCCUCCAGGCCGGGGCCCCAGGGCCUGGGGCCCCUCCUACCAGCCUCCUUUUCCUGGUAGAUUCACUGAGCUGGGUGUCUCCUCUCCUGCAAUCCAAGGCUUGACCCCAAGGCAGGGCCUUGGCUCCAGCUACCUGCCACCAGGAGAAGCCGCGGGCCUCAGCGAGUCUCUCCAGCCGGACAGCUUGUUCUCCAGCAGGGGGCUUUACGCCAAGGAGCUGCCCUCGUCUGCCAGGCCGCGGCCGGUGGGGGGGACCACAGGCGCCCAGCUCCAUCACCUCACACAGGUGGGCCUGUCCAGCCGCAUGAACGGCUACCCAGCAGGCAUCAGGGCGGCUCCCGGCCAGAACGGAGGCCUGAGCUGGAACCUCUACCACACUGACAACUUCUCCAGGCUGGAAGUUGAAAAAGAGGCAAUGCACAGGAGUAGAAGUGGGGAUCCCACGGCACCCCCUGUCCACCUGGACACGUCAGCGGCGGCGGCGUACCUGUCUUCCACCCCGCCCCUGGACACGUCGCCCCCCACCCACUCCUCCGCCUCGCUCAUCAAGGCCAUCAGAGAGGAGCUGCUGCGUCUCUCCCAGAAGCAGGCGGCCGUGUCCAGCUACCACAGCUGAAGCUCUGGACGCCUGAUGAUGCUUCCCAUGGAAGCUCCUGUAGCGCCACAGCAGAGGAACUGUCCUGCUAAAGUGAAGCGGUGGUUCACCUAAUCCUCAGACUCAAUACAGGAAAAAAAACAAUAGAUGAACUGAGAGGAAGGGUUGUGAAAUGGGACAAGUGUUUCUGUCUCAAUGACCAGGCUGGGAUAAAUCCAGCCGUUUCCACUGUAGAACCAUCAUUUCACUGUACUACUUCAGACUCAGUAUUCUGUCAUGUUUGUAUUUUACAAUCUUACCUUCACAAACAGAAACACCCCAUUUAUGGAAGUGUUUAACUGCCAGUGCCUAGAAAUAAAUCAAGAGCAAAACCUUCUCAUUAUAAUGAGGUGAGUUUUAUAUCUCAUUUAUAACAAGAAGGUUUUCUUGUUAGAACAAGAAGAACUUCUUGUUAUAAGCAAUGCUCUCCUCUGACAGACUGACUUCUUAAAGAGGCAUAAAUGGAGCCACUUUGAUUCUCCCUCUCAUCCUGUUUCUUCUUAAUGACAUCUAAAAAGCCCAACAAGUGUUUCUGUUUUACUGCUCUGACCAUUCUCACUUCAAAGAGAAGAUAUUUUGGUUUUACUGAGAUAUAAAUCACCAUAAGUUGUUUUUUAAAUCUUAUUUAAAUUAGAUACUUUAUUUCCAGCUUCUGGUAGUUAAAAGCUUCUGUACUCCAUAGUGUCCACUCAUCACAACUAUGAAGAACUACGUACUGUAUGUAGUUAAACUGUUUUGAAUGACGACGAAACAUCAGUGGCAUCAAGUCUAACUCUUCUCUAAUCCAAUAUGGUCAAAAUUAUGCAUACAGGUUCAGACAUCCACCACACUCACUGAUUUAUUAACCAACAGGAGUAUUUUAAAGUCUGUUCUCUGAUCUGUCUGAUUUUGUUUUAGGCAGACCUGUGAAGACGCUGUUGCAGGAAAGAUAAAUGCAUGGAUGAGUUUCUGUAGAUUUUUAGUUCUGUAAUCCUGAAAAUGUUCUUCAGGUGUUAGAAGACUGACUUUGUAACAGUUUUUAUAUGACUCUGAAGGUUCAGGUCUGAGCAGCACUAUACCCAGAUUUUGGUCUUCCUUCUUCUUUAUGCAAUCCACUUUGCACCACUGGCAGCAAACAGAUCCUCAGCAUGAUGCUGCCACCACUUUGCUCUACAGUUUUUUCACUUCUUUAGGGUUAAGAGCCUGUAUAAGCAUUCUUCUUCUCUCCAAAACUAAAGUACUCAGUUAUAAAAUGUUCUCCGGAAGAUUUCUUUGAAGUACAUCUGGGUGUCAAAUACAGAGCAAUAUGGAAUCAUGACCUCUGACCUUAACUGAGGCAGUGAGAGCUUUAGAUUAUGUCAAAAAGUUUCUGUGGCUUUUUUUCGCUCAACAGGUGACAUUACAAUCUGAGAACUGUUUCUUUGAAGGUCUGAACAAUGUAAGUCAGUCACAUUUUUCAGCCUGUAUGCAUAAUUUUGACUCCUAAUUUGAUCCUGAUUAUUGUUGUUUUUAAAACAUAACAGGAUGAAUGUUCCGCCAGUCCUUAAAGGAAAUGGAAAGUUCCAAAUAUGCUGUUAAAACCCAGACAGUUAAUAUUUCUGUCCAUAAUGAGUGGAUGUAAACUCUACGACUCCGACCAUCAGCAGCUCGUUUUUGUAUUUCUGCCAUGAUUGAGCCUCGCCUGCCUUGACACUGUGAUGUAAACAUCAAGCAAGCCUGACAGUGUGGCUUCCAUACAUGAUAAUACUGAACAUUUCUUCCUCAAUUAUAAAAACCAUUUCUGUUCAUUUUGAUCAUGUUUUUUCAUGUUAAAGUUCUAUACUGUUUAUUUCUGUGUAAUAUCUAACCGACUGGUAUUUAAUGGCCUUGGUAGGAACCUGAAACAGUUUUCUGGGCUGGUUUUAUGUAUACUUGACAUAUUACUGUAUGUAUUAAGUAUUUGGCUGUAACUUGAUGCACUGUUUGCAGACUACUCACUGCACCUCUGGUGUUUCAAAAAGAGCGAGUUCAAAAGUCAUGAGCUGUAAACUAGGACAGGCAACUUUUCUGUGUUAACUAUAUAUUGGACCAUCAGCUUUUAUUCUCACAGUAUUUAAGGUUUGCUCUGCCUUUUUGUACUGUACUGUGCUUUUUUUGUCAUUUUUUGUGCUUUAUAAAUUGCCUCAUGUGAUUAUGUUUACUUUAUUUGUUUUUUUAGUUGUUAAAAAUCUUACAAGAUUGCAUUUUUCACAAGCAACGUCCUGACGUGUUCUAUCCGGGGGCUGAGGUAAUUUAUUGAAGUGAAAUAAAAGAUGGAAAUGUGGAA
Molecule: messenger RNA, 7833 nt
Organism: Xiphophorus maculatus (southern platyfish)
Lineage: Eukaryota; Metazoa; Chordata; Actinopteri; Cyprinodontiformes; Poeciliidae
Product: KIAA1549 ortholog
Exons: 22
Coding region: 306-5531 (1741 amino acids)
Source: RefSeq, a predicted model, not a curated record